Messenger RNA from Pseudogymnoascus verrucosus, 4334 nucleotides. RefSeq lists its product as uncharacterized. Gene Ontology annotation, molecular function: DNA-binding transcription factor activity. The record is from RefSeq and is a predicted model, not a curated record. The transcript has a single exon. Bases 1780 to 3675 code for a protein of 631 amino acids. Lineage: Eukaryota; Fungi; Ascomycota; Leotiomycetes; Thelebolales; Thelebolaceae. Gene Ontology annotation, biological process: regulation of DNA-templated transcription.
UGUCCCUAGUGGCUCGUCCCGCCUUCCCCGGUCCACUAACAAAAACUGAUUGUACGACGGCGCUGGCGUGUCGAGUCCAACCGUCAGUUCGGACCCACGUCGUGAACCGAGUUCCUGUAAAGAUCUCCGCCAAGACGGUCAGGACGACUUCUUAGAGCGAGUGCGGAGCACACGCUACGACUCACCCGGAGUGGGGUGCAAUUCUAACCCCCAAACAGUCGCAGGAUCCUUUCCCCGGCCGGAGGUCAUGAUCAGCUGGGACGUGAGACGCCGGGACUGAUCGAAACACUACUCCCGAUCAGGAGCAGUGGUCCCCUAGUGUGUUGGAAGCUGAUGAUCGCUGGAUAGUGAGGCGAUAUGGUUCUCAGCCAGCAACUCAGCAACCGAAGCGCCUCUAGAUUAUGUCGUUGGUUCGCCCGUUAGACUGCGCGGAGCGACCAGGGUAGCCAGAGUAGUAUCGGUAUGUGUGAUGGGAUACAGCAACUGGACAUGAUUGCGCUGACGCAAAGAUUAUGACAUGUCUGCACAGCCAACACCGUCGAUUUACCACUGAUUUGCAACGUUCACCAAGGGUACUUUGUUACCUUUCAAGCUACUCGCAACUCAUCUGGCGUUGACCCGCACCGCAGUAUUGUGCUAAGCCUGCAGCCAGUACCUGUGGAUCAGUUACCCUGAGGGGACAUCCUUUCUCCCGCUUACGCCCUACACAAGCGUGAAAGGCUUCCCUAUUUGGAGUAACGUGUUGGGGGGCAUUUGGCUUUCUCCCCGGUCUACCCACGGUAUACGCCAAGAGUACUUUCAAUGUUCAUCAAGGUGCACAUAGCCCCACACUAAGAUGCAUCCCAUGCCCUGGCUGUUGGGACAUCUUUUCUCACAGGAGGACAACGGCUAGGGAGCCCAAUGGUCCCCCAAAUAUGCGUGGGGCUUUCCACCGUCAUAUGCAGAGUAAGUCGCGCUUCCGCUCAUGCAAACUCUUUUCUACGGUUCCCACGAUACGGGAUUUAUGAGCCCUAGGAUGUAAGGUUACGAAGGCUGGCUAUCAUGACGAGAGUCUACCGCUGUUCCUGUUAAGCCUGGCCAACCGGAUCCAAGUCAGCUCCAUAGUACGACGAACCACUCACAACUCUCAACUCAUUCUUCAUUAUUUGACUGGCUCGCCCACAACAAAUAGACGUCGUCCCUCCUUCCGUAAUUUGUUCUUCCUCAAUAUAUUGCACCGACUGUUGUGCUACUGGCCUGGACGCAAUAGAAGCGCGCCAAUCUCAACCUAUACAUCUCACUUGAAAACGUUACUGCUCAUAGCUGACGGUAACCAAGAUCCAGCCGCCUAUCGAAUCAACGGCGGUUUGGUGCGACUAUCCCUGUCCAACAGCUCAUCAUACAUUAUAACAAGAGAUCCACGAAAAAGCAAAAACACUACCAUCACUCGAAGUCAAAAUUUCAAGCUGAAGCGAUUGGAUUUUACGCGGUGAUACCGGAAACUUACCUGCCUACGCUUCGGAGCACCGUGGUGGCCUUUUAGGCAACCCGCCAUCGUCCUUCACCCUGGCUGUGCAAACCAUUCUCUACAGGCCAGCGCCCCAAGCGUUCGCUGCUUCUACCUUCUUGUAUCCUGCAAAUUCCGCACGAAGCCUCAAGGAACAACAGCCCAGUGUUGUAGGGAGAGGCCAAAUACAAUCUGAUCCAAGCCCCCACGGCAGUCCAACUUUGGGGCAGGACGGGCAAAAACUCCCAUGUCCCGAUCUCUGGGACCAUAAAGGGCCAGGAGAUCAGGGCUCAAUGUCACAGAGGCCGGCUCCGUCUCGUCCUGUAUCUCAAUCAACCGCCGAUGGCCGGGAUGAUAGUUCGCCCGCUGGUACUUUUCGGGGACAAGAAGGUCAACAUGCUGGGCUUGACCAUGGAGAUGAAAUUUCUCGAGAUCAAAAUUCACAGCAGCUGAGCCAGCAGCCAGCAGCCCAACCCCAUGCACAAACUUAUCCGCCAAUGACGCCUGGCGAUAAUUGUGCACCUGGUGCUUCUCGGGGAGUUGGCGUCCAUACCAUGUUAAACCCAACGGAGUCUGCAAACAGCCGUGUGCAGUCCACGUUUAGUUCCAAUUCCCAGAUGGCUUUCGUGGAUCGGUCACUACCACAACAGACCACUCGCGCAGUAAUACCACCACUCAUAUCACGUCUAAAUCAACCUCCGAAUAGUCCUAGUUUAUUAUCAGCGAACGCCGGCUUCGCCGGGCGGCGCAGGAGAAGUUUGGCCCCAAGCGUCAAUAGAACUGUUAGUCUCGGCAAUGCGGCGAUGGGAGGCCAAAGACCCUUUGUUCAACCACCACCUGAAUACGAGUCAGGGUGGCCGCACGUUGUAGUCCCGGGGACUGGUGCUUCGUCCGAAAUCCCACCGGUGCCCGCCAUUCCUGCACAUAUUCGAGGUCCUAUCAAUUUGCCUCCUCCCGUGUCUGGGCCACCUUUAAACCGACGAGCGAGUGUUGCUGUGAUGGGAGGGCCAGCAGCAAGGUUACCGAAUUCACAGAGUGUGAGCCCGAACUCUCCAUACUCUUAUAGCAGCCACCCAUCGCCCGCUGCGAUGACUCAGAUGAGCCAGCCGCCUUCUGGCCCACCAUAUUUCACAGGUCCAACUCAAAGAGGAGCCGUCCCAGAAGGAGGUCCGUCACAGGGAAACCUACAAGAACCAGGCCCCUACACAACUCACCCACCGGAGAUAAUGCCCCCCCAAGGCCCCGUUAGCGGUGGGCAUGACCUGCUUUGGGCAGCAAGAAAUGGCGAGUUCAACAUACCUGUGGAUGUGGAUGUAGGAUCAAUUGAGGCUGGUAAUAGACGAAAGCGCAAUGCAAGCGCCUCGGCGCGUUUCCGCAAAAGGACCAAAGAUAAAAAGGAACAGGAGAAUAAGGAGAUUCAAGACAGAGAUAAGAUGAUAGCCUACCACAAGGAACGGAGCGACUUCUUUCAGGCUGAAGCAGAGAGAAUGUGGCGCAUGUUAUGCGACAACCCGGCGACCAGAAACCAAGCUUUACAAGCGCCACCACGGAGUCCUAUUAUUCGGGAGCCAUCUCCACUCUCUCAUGACCUUUCUCCCGGCUCACGACGGCAGUCCCCCGGAGACGACAUGACCCAAGGCGAAAGACCUGCAAGACGAAGGCGACUAGAUGAUCAGGGAGAAUAUGGACGCCCUGAUAACCAAUCCAGACCAGAAGAAGGGCAGAAUAUGCAAUAUCUCCCUCCUACCACCCCAUACGCCAGCGCACAGCCUCGACCAGAAGGAGGCCAACACCCACAGCAUCUACCUCCCCAAACUAGAAGCGUUUCUGGCCCUGUGGUGGUUCCAAGUUGGCUUUCCAACACCGCUGCGCAACGUCCGCAAUCUACCUUCUACCCCCCAGGUGGCAGUGACCGAUCGUGGCCAAGUGGACAACUACCACAGCCACCACAGCAACAACCACAGUACCAAGCACAGUACCAAACGCAGUACCAAGCAAAUCAGCAGGCAAAUCAUCAGGCAAAUCAUCAAGCAAACCAUCAAGCAAAUCAUCAAGCAAAUCAUCAAGCACAACAGCAAGCACAACAGCAAACGCAACAGCAAACGCAACAGCAAGCCCAGCAGCAAGCUCAACAGCAGGCGCAACAACCGACUCCGAAGCCAGGCGACUCUAGCGGGCAGCGGCAAUAGGGUCGUCACUAUCUAUCAUCACUCCAAAUACUACCUACCGAAACACACCCUUUAUCAAACCAAAUUAACCCAACGGUGCCACAUUACAACCGAAUCUGCAAGCAACAACGAACUAUCAUACUAUCACACUAUCAUUUAUUUCAUAUUACACCACAUUAUAUAUUGUACCGGAUCAUCUGUUGUACCACACUAUCUGUUAUUAUAACUCGCUCUUAUCACGGCACACUGCGUGUGCCAACACCACCGAAGAAUUGCAUGGAUCGGGCGACCGAGCAUACCUAUUUAUACCCCUUUUGUUUCUCAGCGCGGCGGAGUCUUUUUGUUAUCGUUUUGUUGUUUUUUCUGCAGCGGCGGCGGGUGUUUGGAGCAUGGAGCUUAUAUGCCCAGGUAAAGGGCGAACUGGGCGGGGAGGGAGGUUUUGUAACUGUUUAUUUAUAUCACGUACUGGGCGGAACAGAUUGGGAACUACCAGGAUGGCGGGGAGAAAGUCUUAAGGGGGUUAUUUGUUUGGAGUUUGGGGAGACGGCGACAUUGACGGCAGCUGAAAUUGGAUAUAUACUGGCAGUCUUCAAAUAUAAGAGGACUAUCUGAGUGGAAUGCCGGGACAUACAGCAACAUAUACAUAUAUAGUAUCGAUAAUACCAAAUUGUUAAGAAUGA